AUGAAUGCCAGAAGGGAAUACCGUGGCAAUAGAGCUGCUCUUUUUGAUGGAAUUGAGGAGGGUGGUAUUAGGGCAUCCUCUUCUUACUCCUCACAUGAAAUUGAUGAACAAGAAAAUGAAAAAGCAAUGGAUGGGUUGCAGGAUCGAGUUAAUUUGCUGAAAAGAUUGUCAGGUGAUAUACAUGAGGAGGUGGAUGGUCAUAAUCGUAUGCUGGACAGAAUGGGCAACGAUAUGGAUGCUUCAAGGGGAAUUCUAUCUGGAACUAUGGAUAAAUUCAAAAUGGUAUUUGAGACCAAAUCAAGCCGGAGAAUGUUCACACUUGUGGCAUCUUUCGUGGUCAUUUUUCUGAUUAUAUACUAUCUCACCAGGUAA
Ilex paraguariensis (yerba mate) is the source of this 372-nucleotide messenger RNA. NCBI's taxonomy places the organism in Eukaryota, Viridiplantae, Streptophyta, Magnoliopsida, Aquifoliales, Aquifoliaceae. The record is from the annotation of a GenBank genome assembly.